Myxocyprinus asiaticus (Chinese sucker) is the source of this 2788-nucleotide messenger RNA. Its product is annotated as protein FAM3A-like. The record is from RefSeq and is a predicted model, not a curated record. The coding region runs from base 407 to 1096 and encodes 229 amino acids. The transcript has 11 exons. Lineage: Eukaryota; Metazoa; Chordata; Actinopteri; Cypriniformes; Catostomidae.
CCGGAAGAGUGUGAACAGGAUUGGCGACAACAAAUAUACGGCCCUAGAGUAGAGGACACACCAUACUAAGACACUUCAUUUUCACGGAAUUGUGUGUUCGUUUAGUAUUUUUUUGUCGAUUUAUUCAGUGAACAUGGUGUUUUAAGAUGUAAGUGCUGCGUUGGACGCGAGAAUAUUAGUCGCAACAGCUUCACGCCCCUAGAGAGAAGCUGUUUUUCAUAUUGCCUUCAAACCUGCUGGACGGGGUUAUUACAGCAUUUAGUUUGGUCGGGAGGUGACAGGCAGAUUUGCUUGAAGGAAUAUUCCGGAGUGUUGCCGAAAUCGGUGACCUAUCAUACGGAAGCCCUGAACCGCAAGUAUUAUUCAAAGUGCUCAUUUGCAGUCCAGAAAUUGACAUCUGGCUACCAUGAGGCUGGCAGUGGCCCUGCGUGCAGUUGUUUUGGUUCUUCUCCUGGGGUUCACAUGGCUUCUAGCCAAUUCUAUGCUAGGAGGGGAUGGUAACUCGGUAAUACGGAUGAUCUUUAAUGGUGGACAAGAAGAGCCCACUCCAGAACCAAGACCACGCAAGUUCAGCUGUGGCCUGUCAGCCCCAUGCCCUCCCAAACAUCUCGCAUUCCGACUGGUCUCUGGUGCUGCCAAUGUCAUCGGCCCCAAAAUAUGUCUGGAGGAUAAAAUUCUUGUCAGCAGUGCCAAAAACAAUGUUGGCAGAGGCCUCAAUAUUGCUUUAGUAAAUGGGGUUAGUGGAGAAGUUUUGGAAAUAAAAGCAUUUGAUAUGUGGGCAGGAGAGGUUUCAGAGCUACUGAAGUUUCUUCGGCCUCUCCAUGAGGGAACACUGGUAUUUGUCACUUCUUUCGAUGACCCAGCUAGCAAGUUGAAUGAUGAAGCUCGGCGGCUGUUUGAGGAGCUGGGGAGCACAGCAGUAAAGGAAUUGGCUUUCAGGGACAGCUGGGUGUUUGUUGGAGCCAAAGGAAUAGAGAAUAAGAGCCCAUUUGAACAGCGAAUGAAGAACAGUAAAAGCAGUAAUAAGUAUGAAGGCUGGCCUGAGUCUCUGGAGAUGGAUGGCUGUGUUCCUCUGCGUGCUCCUUUAGAGACUUAAGUUCUCACUUUGCGGACUUUGAACUGUAGAAAUACCUCCAGCACAUGGAACAAAGAGCUCUACAUUCAAAAAUUGGCUUCAUUUCAGAAAGUGAAAAAUCAUGGAUUACUUGGCUACUUAAGAAUUUUACUCAUUAGAAGGUUCAAGGUGGAUUGCUCUGUGAGGUGUUUAUGUGCAAGGUGAAUUAAGAAACUAAUGACAAUAUAACUGGAAGAAGUUAUCUGGUUCAUUGGAUUAGAACUGUUGUGAUUGAUAAAAGAAGAACAGUUUAUAUAGAAAAAAUACUGGCACGUGAAUUAUUUUGAAUUUUAACAAUAUUUAAAUGGUAUAUUUAAAAAAGUUAUAUUCAGUUUAAAAUGUGACACAGUGUGUACAAAAGAUGUAUCUAGCUGUUGCUAAGUCAAAGUCAGCAUUAUUGUCAUUUUACCAUUGCAGGGAUGAGAGAAAUAUGGUUUCCCAGGAAACCUUGGAGCAUACACUGAACAUACAAACACAGACACAGUCACAGUAGCACCAUGUUACAAGCUGACAAUUAUACACAUGAAGGACAAUAGAGACCAUAGACAUAUAAAUACGAGCAAUAGACUAGUGGUGCAAAACCAUACACAAUAUAAAUACGAACAAUAGAUAAAGUUGAAGGAAAACAAUAUACAUUUACAUUAAGAGACACUGGGGAUUGUAUGGGCUCAUGAUAAUAUUAGUGUCAUAGUUUUUUUUUUUUUAAUUGAUACAGUUUUCAUACAGGUGUAUAGUUUUGUUCUAUUUGAAAUAAAUUUCCUCUUGGAUGAAAUGUUGAUGUAUUGAAAAAGGAUUUAGGUUAGAUUCAACUUUAUUGUCAUUGUGCAGAGUACAGGUACAGAGCCAAUGAAAUGCAGUAGUUUUCACAUAUCCCAGCUAAGCUGGGGUCAGAGCGCAGGGUCAGCCAUGAUAUGGAGCCAUUGGAGCAGAUGGGGUCAAGGGCCUUGCUCAAGGGCCCAACAGUGGCAUAAUGGCGGUGUUUGGACUUGAUUCCCCGACCUUCUGGUCAGUAACCCACAGCCUUAACUGCCAAGCCACCACUGACCCAUUUAAAGGGAUAGUUCAACCAAAAAUGAAAAUUCUCUCAUUUACUCACCCUCAUGCCACCCCAGAUGUGUAUGAUUUUCUUCUGCUGAACACAAAUAAGGAUUUUUAGAAGAUUAUAAAUUCUCCUCCCUGCCUAGUAGGUGGUGAUAUGCACAAAGAAUGCGAACUGCCAAAAACAGAAUAAUGUGAAAGUGGAGAUUUAUAGUAAAAAAAAAAAAAAAAAAGUACUUAAAUAUUGAUCACACACAUUUAUCAUUUCACUUCUGAAGAGAUGGAUUUAACCACUGGAGACAUAUGGAUUACUUUUAUGCUGCUUUUAUCUGCUUUGUGGACCUUCAAGUUCUGGCCAAAAUUAACUUGUAUUGUAUAGACCUACAGAGCUGAAAUAUUCUUCUAAAAAUCUUCGUUUGUGUUUAGCAGAAGAAAGAAAGUCAUACACAUAUGGGAUGUCAAGAGGGUGAGUAAAUGAGACAUUUUCAUUUUUGGGUGAAUUAUUAUUUAAAUGUUUCGAUGCAAUGUAUUUGGCUGAAAUGUUUCAAGGUUCAUCAAGGUUAUUUAUUUGAUACAGUUUAGGACAGCUUUUGGAGGGAUACAAAUUUGUCUUCAAAUAAACUCGAAGAGAUUUAU